Molecule: messenger RNA, 801 nt
Organism: Saccharomycodes ludwigii
Lineage: Eukaryota; Fungi; Ascomycota; Saccharomycetes; Saccharomycodales; Saccharomycodaceae
Exons: 1
Coding region: 1-801 (266 amino acids)
Molecular function (GO): nucleic acid binding; zinc ion binding
Source: RefSeq, a predicted model, not a curated record
AUGAAUCAGCAUCUAACUGUUAUCGCCCCAUUUAAGUUCUCUGGAGCCAAAAAGGAUGUUUCCAGAAUUCCAGCAUUUUUGUUGAGUUUCGAAACCCAAUUUGCUAUGUGUGGUAUUAAAGACGAUUACGUGAAAAUUUGUUUUGUAGGUCAAAAUCUUACUGAUAAUGCUUUACAAUGGUUCACUAACUACUUUAACCAUAACGACUGUAGAGCUAUGACAUACUCUGCAUUUGCCGCUGACUUUAAGGAUUACUAUAGUUCCAAGAUAGACUCGUACCAGAUCGUGGAAAAGUUGAAGCGAGUUUCACAAAAGGAGGAUGUCGAUACGUAUGUUAAACAGUUUAUGACGUACUAUGACAUGUUACCUCGUAAUUAUAUGUCAGAUGAUUUUGCCAUUGAUUUGUUCAUACAAGGACUGAAGAUUCAAACUCGCCAAUUGAUGAGAAUGCACCGUUUUGACAAGUUAAUUGAUGCUGUCAAUGCUGCUGUAAGAACCGAACAUUGCCGUGAAGACUUGGAUGUUUCAUUGAAUUUUGACAGUAACCUUGUUGGAAAUACGAAUAAAUUAGAUAAGGACUUAGAUUACAUAAUGAAUGCGAUCGAUAACACAAGACGUGGUUAUUCGAAUGCCAGGAGAAGAUAUACCGGAAGAGACAAAGGAGGGAAGAAUUCCUAUAGAAAGGAUAACUUCCAAGAGAAGUUUUACAAUGUUUGUAGAAGAAACAAGUUGUGUUUCAACUGUGGCUCCCCAGAGCAUGCAAGAGCUAAUUGCCCUGGUAAUGCGAGGCCUUCCUAUUAA